Messenger RNA from Ostrea edulis (European flat oyster), 7329 nucleotides. RefSeq names its product calpain-15-like. Gene Ontology annotation, biological process: proteolysis. The record is from RefSeq and is a predicted model, not a curated record. The transcript has 13 exons. Gene Ontology annotation, molecular function: calcium-dependent cysteine-type endopeptidase activity. The coding region runs from base 173 to 3859 and encodes 1228 amino acids. NCBI's taxonomy places the organism in Eukaryota, Metazoa, Mollusca, Bivalvia, Ostreida, Ostreidae. Gene Ontology annotation, cellular component: cytoplasm.
AGAAAGGGUUCACACUCGACUGGGUAGAACACUCUAAAGAAUGACUCACAGAGUCACAAACUCCCGGCCCUGGGUCCCAACAGUCCAGCAUUGUGAAUGUGAAAUUUAGCCAGUGGGGGACUAUCAGUUGACAGAAAGAAUCCAUUUUAGAUGGUGAUGGAGUGAAGUAGGAAUGCAUGAACCAAUGGAAGUGGAAGGAGAUUGGCCCUGUAUCCAUUGUACGCUCACAAACAGCAGUCUCACUGACGUCUGUCAGGCGUGUGGGUCACCACGGAAGCCAGCAGGACUCAAUAUUAACUACACAAUAGACAGGAGCAAAGGGGCAAUCCCCAAAACAAAGGUCAGAAGAUCAAAGCCCUUGACAACGAGACCCUCUCCACUUGGAGGGCCGGGAACCAGUUCACAGCAACCAAUUAUUGUUGAUAGCGAAGAAGCAGAAGAUGAUGUUUGGAAUUGUGGGAAUUGUAACAUGAAAAACUCCGAGAAGGUGGAGAACUGUAUAAGCUGUAACGAGAAUAAAUUCAAAGAAGUCAUAAUGAUUAAUGAUGUUGAUGAAUAUGUUGUCAAGUACAACCAUUCCAAGACUGAUGGAGAUGACAAAGGAGAUACGAAAGGCUCAGACCAAGACAAGGAUAAAACAAAAGCUGUGAUUGGUCAAAAGAGUGUAGAGUUCUGGAACUGUCAAAGAUGUACAUUUAAAAACCUAAUUAAGAACAAGAACUGUGAAGUAUGUCACAGUCCACAAGAGGUUAAACUACCCACUCUGGAUUCUGUGUCGGAGUUUGAAGCAGGGAAAGUGGAAUACCCCACCACCAGUAAACGGGGGGAACCAGAUGGGAUGGAAUGUGAUGAUGAGGUUAUAGGAGCCACUGCUAAUUCACCACAACCAAAAACCAAACCAGUCGUCAACUCUCCUCGGAAGAAACUUCACCACCCCAGGGCAAAGUCAGACCCAGUGUUCAUAGAGGAUGGUGGGGAAUGGACUUGUUCUGUAUGUAGUUUUGCAUGUAACCCCAGCUGGAGCCCCAAGUGUACAAAAUGUCUGAAGGGUGAGGUUCCAGACAGUGUAGCACGGGCUAAUCACAGAGUAAAGGCUCGUGAGGGGAAAUUCCCUGCAAUCAACAAACAAACCCCUCUCAGGAAAACUCAAUCUUCACCCAGAGAAUCUCCUGACUCUAGCAAAAAGGAUCAGGCACAGAAGAAGGAAAAUGGGUUUUGGGUGUGCAGUCGUUGUACGUUCCACAACCCCAUCUCAGAUCGGUCAUGUAAAAUGUGUGGGGGUCGUAGAUCCACAUCUGAGUUAGACGUGAGUAACUAUUGGAGCUGUGAUAAAUGUACUCUGCAUAAUCCGAUAAGUAGUACAUCUUGUGCUGCUUGUGGAUUUAAAAUAGACAGUGUGAAUUCUGAUCCACUCGAGAACAAAAGGAAGACCCCUGUGCCUAACACUCCUAAAUCUACCGGAAAACAGGAGACAGAAAGGAGAGAAGACAGUGCGAAAGACUCACCCAAAAGUGUCACCAAGAAAUCAAACAACCUGGAGAACAACAAAAUUCAAGAAAAGAAUCUGAACAAAACACCAAAGUCAUCACUGGAAAAGACGCCCAAGUCAUCAUUGGAAAAGACACCAAAGUCAUCACUGGAAAAGACGCCCAAGUCAUCACUCGAAAAGACGCCAAAGUCAUCGCUCGAAAAGACGCCCAAAUCAUCACUGGAAAAGAUGCCCAAGUCAUCACUCGAGAAAGACAAAACGUCUAAAUCAUCACUGGAGAAGAAUAAGGAUAAGGGAAAUAAAAGCUUAGAGAAAGAAAAACCAAACAAAAGUGCAGAGAAAGGCAAAAACAAAAGUCUAGAGAAGGAGAAGACCAGCAAGAGUUUGGAAAAAGACAAGCUGUGGUCCUGUUCACAAUGUACCUACAGAAAUCCACUGAAAAUGGCCGACUGUCAGAUGUGUGGCAGCAGUAAGUCGCACAGGAAGAACUAUGAUCCGAACCUUAUCACCCUUCAGAGGCAGCCUAGCUCACUGAUGGAAGAUAUUCGGAAAAUUGAGGAAAAUGAGGCUGUAGAACUCUGGCAACACAUCACUUUUUUCUGUAGGCAGCACAACGACCACUUUGUCGACGAUUCGUUUCCUCCCACUCCUAAGUCCCUGUAUCUCUGUGAGGACCAGCCCUUCACCAAGUCUGCCAUCCAAUGGCUGAGACCGACGGAGAUUGCCGUGUCUCGUCGUGGUGACGAGAAGGUUAAGUGGGAGGUGUGUCGCACACCGCUCCCGGACGACAUCUCACAGGGACUUCUGGGUAACUGCUGGUUCCUAAGUGCUUUAGCCGUGUUGGCUGAACGUCCAGAACUUGUGGAGAACAUCAUCUUGACCAAAAAUUACUGUCCCCAGGGGGCGUAUCAGGUCCGCCUGUGUAAGGACGGGCGAUGGGAGAUCAUUCUGAUCGAUGACCUCUUACCCUGCGACAAUCACAAACGUCUUGUCUUCUCACAGGCCAAGAGAAGACAACUGUGGGUGCCUUUGAUUGAGAAAGCUAUGGCUAAGCUUCAUGGCAGCUAUGAGAGUUUGGUGGCGGGGAAGUGUAUCGAGGGCCUAUCCACCUUAACAGGUGCCCCCUGUGACAACAUAGAAUUACAGCCUGGACCCCAGAAACAAGAAAUUGACCCCAAUUUAAUCUGGGCCAAACUAAUCAGCUGUAGGGAAUCAGGAUUUCUGAUGGGGGCGUCGUGUGGAGGAGGCAACAUGAAAACGGAGGACAAAGUGUAUGAAGAGAAAGGCCUGAGACCCCGACACGCCUACUCUAUUUUGGAUGUCAAAGACAUAGACGGAAAUAGGUUGUUGAGAUUACGCAAUCCCUGGGGUCGAUUCUCAUGGAAUGGGGACUGGAGUGAUGACUCAACAAAAUGGGCCAACAUCAGUCAUACCGCAAAGCAGGACCUCAUGUUAUUCGGUCACAUGUCGGGGGUCUUCUGGAUAUCACUGGAAGAUGUUCUCAAGUACUUUGACAGUGUGGACAUCUGUAAGGUGCGUCCUGAUUGGAGGGAGACACGAAUGGAGGGAACAUUCCCAGCCAAUGCCAGAGAAGUUUUCAAGAUGGUCAAACUAACAGUAUUCUACACGACGGAGGUGGAAGUGGGCGUAUUCCAAGAAGGGGUCAGGAGCAAUGACAAGAACCCGGCUGACCUUUGUGUACUGAUUCUCCGGGAUUCCCCUAAUGGUGUCCAGGCCUUCGGACCUCUGGUGGCGUGUAGUAACCGACAGAUCAAAAGUUUUGUGGGGUGUAACACAAUGCUGGAGCCGGGGGAGUACGUGGUGCUGCCCCUGGCCUUUAACAUCUGGACCCUGUCCACGAAGCCCUCCGAGCGAUACAGCUAUGUGUUGUCGGUCCACAGUUCCAAGGCUGUAAUGGUAGAGGAGAUUGAAACCCGCACUCAGAAAUACGAAUACACGCUGGCCGAUGCAGUCAUUCAACUGGCUCUGGCCAAGGGGAAAUGUGAGGGGGUGCGUGAAACUGUGUCUGUGUAUUCACUCAUGCAUGGAUGGUCUGGUGGCCUGUUUGUGGUGGAGAAUCGGUGCACGGAACGGAGCCUCCAUAUGAAGUGUGACUGUGUAGACAGUGCUAACGUGGUGUCUACUCGUGGCAGCCUGAUUACGCUGGACUCUGUACCACCACUACACAGACAAGUGAUUAUGGUGUUGACACAGUUAGAAAGGAGUGCCUCGUACCACCUGUCUCGGCGCUUGGUUCACCGCAUGCACUGGUCACAAACGGGUCUGGCCGACUGGGCCACCGCAGGAGUCAACCACGAUCCACCACUGACGCUGCACGUAAUGGGACUCCACGCACCUCGGCCAUUGUAGAGAACGUUUACCACCAAUCACUGCAGGAAGUCGCCACAAUUCGCUAUUGAAAGACUUAAAAGGUUGUUAUGAUGCUACAGGUAUUGCACGUAUGGAACACACAACAUGAACAGACAAUUUGUUGCCAAGUUUUGAGAAUUGGUGGUAGACCGCUACGAGAAUCGUUUCAAUAGAUGGGAUUAGAGAAGUUUCUUCAGAACACGAGGAUUAGGAGCAUUAAAGGGGAGGAGUAAACGGAAAAUGACCAGAGUUUAUUGCUACAGCUGCACUCAAAAGAUAAUCCCUUUGUUUUCCAUGAAACCUUAUUCCACAGAAAUUUACAGAGAUGUACAAAGUAUCACUGUAUGAAGUGUGUCAGUCUGGCACGAUUUUAAACUAUUGCAAUGUGCGAGAUCGUGUAGUACGGGUUUUUAUACGCCCAUCUUAAGACAGGACGUAUUAUGGUAUGGCGUUCAUGUCCGUCCGUCUGUCUGUCUGUCCGUCCGUCUGUUAGCUUUUUCGUGUCCGACCCGUAACUUAAAUACUACAAGGCCUAGAAUCAUCAAACUUUGUCUGUAGAUACAUCUUGGGUAAGAGGUGUGUCACACAUUAAAACCAGUCACUGUGACUUUUCAUUAAGAAGAUAUCCGUCUGUCCGUCCGUCUGUUAGCUUUUUCGUGUCCGACCCGUAACUUAAAUACUACAAGGCCUAGAAUCAUCAAACUUUGUCUGUAGAUACAUCUUGGGUAGAAGAUGUGUCACACAUUAAAACCAGGUCACUGUGACUUUUCAUUAAGAAGAUAUGGCCAUAUAUGGCAAAAACUUGUCCGGCUCAUAACUUGAAAACUAUUAGACCUAGAAUCACCAAAAUUGGUCAACUAAUGCAUCUUAGGUAGAAGGUGUGUCGCAUCCUACUUUAAGGUCACUGUGACAUUUAAUUAAGGUGAUAUAAAAAAAAAUGUUUUAAUGGGUACAAUCUAUACUGUUAACAAUAUGUGACGGGCGUAUCAUGUGCCGUGGCGGUGCACUUUAUUAUAGUUACUGUGAUGUAUGGAACAGGAUGAAAUGAAAAAUGAAGACCCUGGCCCUAAUCUCAAAUUCCAAUUGCCUGUGGGCAUCUUGUUUAAGAAGUUAAGUUUUCUAAAACAUUUACAGGUUAUUUUUAUGUUUAUUUUGUUACUAAUAGUGUAACUGGUUUAUGUAUAUAUUGAACAAAUCAUCACAGUGCAUGAUGUUACCAUUAAUCAAAUAGAGUAUUUCAGAUCAUACAGCUAUGGUCAUAGAGACCAUGCACAUUUAAGGAAUUCUAAAAUCAAUGGGGCCUAUCCAUUCUCUGUGUGUGACAGCCAUCUAUUUCGUUGCCAGAUUUAAAGAUUUAUUUUUAUGACCAACAAUAGGUUGUUUGUUGUACUAUACUAUUGAUGCGACAUUGUCGUUCAGCAUUUCCUCUUUAAAUUCCAGUAUUUCAUCCCAAAGCAUUAUCAAUGGUUGUGAAUGCUAUGUGCUUUUGUAUAUUUUAUUUUUGUAUCAGCACGUGUACAGUUUCAUUUUAUACUUUUACAUGAGCGAGUAGUUUUCUAACCUUUAUUAUGUGUACAUGUGAAUUAUUUUAUCUGCGAUAACACAAGUAGAGUGGUAUUCAUUUUACACAAAACUUGAGUCAAGAAGUGCCGAAGCACACCAAGUUGUUUUUUUUUUUUUUCAUUGUAGAAAUAAUUUGUUAUUAUUAAAAACUACAUUGUUAUGUAAUAUGCAGUAAUUUAUUUUAUGCAUUUUCAUCAUAUGAGCCGUGUGUUUGGUGAUUUUCGACCAAUCACUGAAGAUUCGUUAGACAUGCACAUCAAUAUUUGUUAUGAAUAAGCUUUGUCGGUGUUAAAACAACACUUCUAUGGAUACCUACUGUCCGUAAUGAUGAUAAAAGACUGGAAAUUUUGACUGAAUUUGGAAGUCAGGAAAAAAAAUUGUUAACUAAACGCAUCUUUAUCAUAGAUUAUGAGUUUAGUAAAAUAUUUAAUUUUGCAUUAUACAGUUUAGUAAAACUUUGUUGGAAAAAAGGAUGAUGCUAAACUGUGUGAUAGGAUAUAAGUGCAUUACAUUGCAUUAUUAGAUGUCAGCUGUUUAUUAAUUGUGUUUAAGUCGUUGACAUGUAUAGCUGUACGAUGAAAUAAGUUAUUGUAAAUAUUUUUCCUUUGCUCAAGAGCAUGACUUGGUGCAAUGCCUUACAAACUCUUGAUUGUAAACCAAUUUCUGCACUUUGAGCCUUUAAGAGUUGGAUUCACUUUUUUUGUAAAUACAUGUAUGUACAACAUUGAGACAUCAGGGAUUGAAUAUAGAACCAAAAAAUUGUCAGUGGCAGGUUGUAGGAUAUAUUUGAUUGAAUCAAUAUUUUGACGUGGCAUUUAUGUUGAUUGAUGACUAUAGAUAGUACCACAACUUAACUACCUCUGAUCCAGGUGUAAACUGAAACUAACGAUGCUAGUGACCAUCUCGUAAAUAAUCUCGUAAGUAUGUCACUGAAGGAAGCCUAUGUGGCUUUGAUGUAUCUACUGGACAUUGGUCACUGGUCAUUCAUUGUGUAUUGGACUGGACAUAGGUCCCUGACCAUUGAGUACUGGACAUAGGUCCCCGACCAUUGACUACUGGACAUAGGUCCCUGACCAUUGACUACUGGACAUAGGUCCCUGGCCAUUGACUACUGGACACUUUGCAUGAGUAGACAGUACAGGUACCACAUGAAAGUCCAAUAUUUGAUACAACAGUUAUUCAACAAUUGGAAACAAAUAGUGAUUUCACAAAAAAAUGAAAAAUAUCAAGUGUGAAGUGCUAAAUACAAAAUUCUGUCUACAUGAUAAAGACGUAUCGUUUGUCUUUAAGAAAUGUUCUACAGUAAAUCCUCCCAUGAAAUGGUUUUGAAGUGUUUUCCUGUACAGUCAAACUUACUUAUUAUAUAAAUUCAUUAAAGCAAAUAUUUGGCUAUAAUGAAGUAACUUGGAUACAGAUUGAUUUUAAACAGUUGGCCAUAGCAGGUUCAUUGCUUAGAUAGCUCAUGACAGACACUUUUUGAUACAUGUCAUUUGAUGAUAUUCAUCAAUUGUUGAAUUUUUUUUUUAUUUUUGCAACAUGGAGAGCCAUAGUAUAAUAAUAUAUACCUGAUAUGAUCUCAGUUUGAGUGUUAGAAACAUUUUAAUAAUAUGCAGGUGAUAAUUAAUUCUCAUUUUGUUUAAUAUUAAUAAUUUUCUUUUGCUAUUUCAAUUUUUUGAGACAAAGAAAUCUCCAAAAAGAGAUUCUGUAUUUCUUUUUACCAGGCAUGUUUUCAUUUUGAUUAUAAGAUAGUGCUACUUUCGUUUUGAUUGUAUGGUAGUGCUACUUUUGUUUUUGAUUGUAGGGUAGUCCUGUUUUCCUCCCAGUAAUGAACAUGGGUUGUGUUUUAGAGAUGUUCUUUGUGCAAUAUGUGAUAAUUCUAAAGAUUUUAAUAAAAUAUCAACAUUCUC